Messenger RNA from Coregonus clupeaformis (lake whitefish), 2734 nucleotides. It is a transcript of the gene atp1b3a, whose product is annotated as ATPase Na+/K+ transporting subunit beta 3a. Gene Ontology annotation, molecular function: ATPase activator activity. The record is from RefSeq and is a predicted model, not a curated record. The transcript is spliced from 7 exons. Gene Ontology annotation, cellular component: sodium:potassium-exchanging ATPase complex. NCBI's taxonomy places the organism in Eukaryota, Metazoa, Chordata, Actinopteri, Salmoniformes, Salmonidae. The coding region runs from base 233 to 1078 and encodes 281 amino acids. Gene Ontology annotation, biological process: sodium ion export across plasma membrane; potassium ion import across plasma membrane; intracellular sodium ion homeostasis.
UCUAUCGUGGCUGGUACCAUUGAGUAGCGGAGCGAGGCUGCCGCUAGUGGCAGAAAACGUCACAGAUUAUUCGCAUGUUUUUUUUAAACAGAGCAAUCUUGCCUCACUCUGCGGUCGACUCCAUACCAACCACUGAUCCAAUCACAUACCCCUUACAUCCCUGAUUUCGCUUCAUUCUAUCGCCCGCUGUUCCUCGUAUUUUUAAGGAAAAAUACAUCCACAAAUUUUCACCAUGGCAAGCAACGAAGACAAACCGACGGUGAAAGAGGAUGAGAAUGCUGGAAGCUGGAAAGAUUCCAUCUUCAACCCAAGGACCGGGGAGUUUUGUGGGCGCACAGCGAAGAGCUGGGGCCUCAUCCUCCUGUUCUACUUGGUGUUCUAUGCGUUCCUGGCUGGGAUGUUCGUCCUCACCAUUUGGGUCAUGCUGCUGACGCUAGACGACUAUGUGCCAAAGUACCGCGACCGGGUGCCACACCCAGGGUUGGUCAUCCGGCCAAAGCAGUUGGACAUGCUGUUUAACAGAUCACAGCGUCUCCAGUACGACCCAUAUGUCCAGACCUUAGAGUCUUUCCUGCAACAGUACAACGACACGGAGCAGGAGAGGAACGAGGCAUGCCUGGCGGGGGACUACUUUGAGCAGGAGGGCAAGGUGGGCGAGCAGAGGAAGGCGUGUCAGUUCAAGAGGAGUUCUCUGAGCCGCUGCUCCGGCCUGUCCGACUCCACCUUCGGUUACGCUGAGGGGAGACCAUGUGUCCUCCUCAAAAUGAAUAGGAUCAUUGGGCUGAAGCCGCGUGGAGAUCCCUAUGUCAACUGCACGGCAAAGAGAGACACCCCCGUACAGAUGCAGUACUUCCCCAGUGAGGGGCGCUUCGAUAAAAUGUAUUUCCCUUACUACGGCAACAAACUUCAUGAGAGGUAUGUGCAGCCCCUGGUUGCUGUUAAGCUGUUGCUGAACAAGGAGGACUACAACACGGAGCUGACCAUAGAAUGCCGGAUCGAGGGAUCCGACCUGCGCAACAACGACGACCGAGACAAGUUCCUGGGCCGCGUCACCUUCCGAAUCACAGUCAAAGAGUAGGGAAUAGUGAAGAGGAGGCUAGUGUGGAGAAAUGUGGUUCUGACCUCCCCCGGAAGAUUCCUGGUAGAAUAAGAUGGGCCUAAUUACAAACCAAUCCCUCCACCCUCACUCCAUAUCCUAGGCGAGGGACAUUCAAACCUGGUAUUUUUCACUUCACCUUGGUAGUUCAUUGAUUGGUCAGAUAAUCUACUCACCUGUUGUUAUAGGUCAGUCUCUAGUUAGACAGGAUGGGGAAGGAUUCAAACCAGCAGUGCUGUGAACCCCGAAUCCCAGAUUUGAAUACCCUUCUCUUAGGCUCUUGUUGACUCCAUCUUGUAUUUCUGAUAGGGUUGGAUAUGUGUAAACAUAGCACGAGUGCUAGAUGAAGCAAUUAUCAUAUCAUAGCUGAUGCCAAUCCAUUCCUUUCAGAUCUACAGUACAUCACACCCAAAAAGGGCCUAGUGUAGUGCCUACAGAUGUAGCAUCUUAAUUUGAUCACUCUUUCAUUGCUGAGAAUUUUCCUGCACAGCAGGAAAUGCAAACUUGUAGUGUAUUUUAAAAAGGCUUCUAAGGUUUGUCAUUUACACUUGGAGAUUUCAGACUUGAUUUGCCCUAAUGAAAAAUGUAUCAAGCCCUACAAAAAUGCCAUUAAUUAUAAUUCCGCAUAAUAAAUCACAUUUCCUGUUGCUGCAGGAUUAUCUUCCUGCUGUAGCAAACUGGCUCAAAUUAAGAUCCCAGAUCUGUAGUGGUGGGGGUUGAGAGAUCGGUUUGGGAUUGGAUCAAAGAAGGAUAGGGCGGUGAUGUCAUCAAUUUUCAACUUUCUCCUGGAAAAGCGGUAAUCGUGCCAAAUUUAAUGGAACAUCUAGUUCCCUUGUUUACUUCUAUGUUUACUCUAGUAUGACAUCAUCUUUGUCUUCUCUUUCAUUAUGUCAUUCUAGCAGGAGUCUUUUCAUGACUCACCAACCCUAACGACCAUCAGACCCUUCUAUUAGUCGGCUUUUGUUGUCUGACCCAGUGCUCUAGUGUUGAUCUAGGCUCAGAUCUUAUUUUCUAUUCAACUGGUCUAGAUUGGAGCUUAGAUGUGGUAAGCUGAACCUAGAUCUGGGCUUAGUACCAAGGGUUGGAUCAACUGUCAGGAGUUGGCCUCAGUCAGUAUUUCACUUUCAGUCAUCCACUGUCAAUACAACCAUGUUUACAGUUGACCCUCUCAUCUGAAAACAGAAUAAAUAAUUAUUCCUCAAAAUCACAUAGGGACCACUAAAUCAUGAGGUCAACCACAUAGAUAGUCAACCCCAGUUAAACACUGUCAAACCCAGAUGCCCUCUACAAUUCAAUGUCAUUUAGAACCCUUUUCCUCUUGGGACCACAAUUUGAACCACAUCAUAUUAUAAUAGAGAACUGUAGAUAUGUAUGUGUGGUGUGGUCUGACCACAACCCAGUGCCGUCUGUCUGUCCGUCUGCAUGUCUGUGUAUCUGUUUACUCUACCCCUUACCUCGCCACUGUAAUAGCCAAUUUGUGGUGAGUGUUCGGAUGCAAAAUGGCUGCUGUGCAUCACCCAGGUGCGUGCUACACAUUGGUGGUUUAUGAGGUGAGUUAUCCUCCCUCAAACACACACACACACAAACACACCACAUCACUCAUUCACUUACAGUACCAGUCAAAAGUUUGGACACACC